Molecule: messenger RNA, 2014 nt
Organism: Solea solea (common sole)
Lineage: Eukaryota; Metazoa; Chordata; Actinopteri; Pleuronectiformes; Soleidae
Product: endoplasmic reticulum-Golgi intermediate compartment protein 2-like
Exons: 13
Coding region: 297-1415 (372 amino acids)
Biological process (GO): retrograde vesicle-mediated transport, Golgi to endoplasmic reticulum; endoplasmic reticulum to Golgi vesicle-mediated transport
Cellular component (GO): COPII-coated ER to Golgi transport vesicle; endoplasmic reticulum; membrane
Source: RefSeq, a predicted model, not a curated record
ACGUCACCAACAGUUACCGGAUCUCAUUUUCUGUCGUUUAUGUUGAAAUUUCGUACAAAGCACUAUCGCUUAGCACAAAAACAAUGUGUUUUUGUUUCUUUUUGACCACAGACAUGUUGUAGACUUCUAACCAAGCUACGGCUAACGGCUAGCUCGGUUGUUGUCAUGGUCAACACGUAGAAGACAAAUGUAUGACUGAACGUCAGCGUAACGGCAUCUGUCCUUUAAAAAGCUUCCACUUUGUGUGAAGCUGAAGUCCCGCUGCUACUGGUGCUGCUGCUGCUGCUGCUGCUAAUAUGAGGAGGCUGAACAAGAAGAAGGCUCUGACUCUGAUGAAGGAGUUGGACGCCUUCCCUAAAGUUCCUGAGAGCUACGUGGAGUCUACAGCCAGCGGUGGGACAGUGUCUCUGAUAGCCUUCAGCCUCAUGGCUGUACUCGCCUUCCUGGAAUUCUUUGUGUACACAAACACGUGGAUGAGGUACGAGUACGAGGUGGACAGAGACUUCACCAGUAAACUGAAGAUAAAUGUCGACAUCACAGUUGCUAUGAAAUGCCAAUAUGUGGGUGCAGAUGUCCUGGACCUGGCAGAUACCAUGGUUGCAUCCGAUGGUUUAAUAUAUGAACCAGUCAACUUUGAACUCUCACCACCUCAGCGAUUAUGGCACAUGACUCUGCAGCACAUUCAGGAGCGUCUGAGAGUGGAGCACUCUCUUCAGGAUGUUAUCUUCAAGUCUGCAAUAAAAGCAGCUCCCCUUGAUCAAACUCAAAGUGAAGACGUCUCCACUGUCCUCACUGCCUGCAGGAUACAUGGACAUUUAUAUGUCAACAAGGUGGCAGGAAAUUUCCACAUCACUAUUGGCAAGUCCAUCCCACAUCCCAGAGGCCACGCCCAUUUAGCUGCUCUCGUCAACCAUGACAUUUAUAACUUUUCUCACCGGAUUGACCACCUGUCCUUUGGGGAAGCAAUCCCGGGGCUAAUCCACCCACUGGACGGCACAGAGAAAAUCUCUGCCAAUCCCAACCACAUGUUUCAGUACUUUAUCACCAUCGUGCCAACCAAGCUGAACACCUACAAGGUUUCCGCUGACACACAUCAGUACUCAGUCACAGAGCGGGAGCGAGUGAUAAACCAUGCUGUAGGCAGCCACGGAGUCUCGGGGAUCUUCAUGAAAUAUGAUAUCAACUCACUCAUGGUCAGAGUCACAGAGCAGCACAUGCCCUUCUGGCAGUUUCUUGUCAGACUCUGUGGCAUCGUUGGAGGAAUUUUUACGACCACAGGUAUGCUCCACGGUAUUAUUGGCUUCUUGGUUGAUGUAGUUUGCUGUCGUUUCCACAUGGGAAUCUACAGACGUCUCAAGGAGACUCCUCUUGAUUUGCAGGCAGACGGUGAAACCACAGCGCCUACACAAAGUUGAAAUCACGACAAAAAACAGACUGAGUUCACCAUCUUGGCCAAUUCCAAUGAUGAGUGAUGAGAUGCGGGGGAAAUGUUUACAUGUUGUUUCGUCAAAUGCAUCCUUGCUUUGUUCACAGAUGUGAAAAAAUGUAUUUUUAGUAUUUUUUUUAUUAAUGAAUGGGUGAGAGAAUCAGUCAGGAUUCAGGAUUAUGAUCAAUACCUCCACUAAGUUUCUAUCAUUGUCACUGAAAAUAUUUACGUUGUUAUUGUGUUGGCUCUCCCGUGGUUACACACUCAGGUGUUUUCUCUAAUAUGGGGCUAAUUCAGACUUUUCUCUGGGUUAUAAUAAUGUUUUAUGCAUACAUCGAUUGACAGAUGAGGUUUAAUCUUGUGAGGGAUGUUUUUUUGUGAUUCAUUUGUGUUCCUUGGUGACUUCAAGUUGCAAAGAGGUUUUAAUCUGCUAAUAAUGAAGGAAACAUCUAUGUAUCUGUGCAGCGGUGAAGGAGUAGGGUGUCUAAACUAGAAGGUUUUUUAAAUGGUUCCACAGCUGUGCCUGUGUGUGAGUGAAUGUUGCAAAUAUGCGGCUGAUUUGUUCAAUAAAUUCCUCCUUCAACUCCA